Molecule: messenger RNA, 1786 nt
Organism: Eucalyptus grandis
Lineage: Eukaryota; Viridiplantae; Streptophyta; Magnoliopsida; Myrtales; Myrtaceae
Product: beta-amyrin 28-monooxygenase
Exons: 4
Coding region: 21-1481 (486 amino acids)
Biological process (GO): sterol metabolic process
Molecular function (GO): heme binding; monooxygenase activity; oxidoreductase activity, acting on paired donors, with incorporation or reduction of molecular oxygen
Source: RefSeq, a predicted model, not a curated record
UCUACGGAUGCUUACCCGUCAUGGACUCGCUACUGUCUGCUACGUACUUGCUCGCCGUCCUCAUCGCCCUCCCCGCGAUAGCCCUUCUCCUCUCCAUUGCUAACAAGAGAGCUCCUACAAAACCAUCUCGCCGCGGCGCUCCUCCCCCUCCGGGCCAAUUUGGAUGGCCCCUCCUUGGGGAAACCCUGGAGUUGCUCCGCGGGGGCCGAGAAGGGAGACCUGGGAGCUUCCUGGACGAGCGAGUCAACAAGCACGGGCCGCACGUCUUCGCCACAUCCCUUUUCGGCGAGCCGACCGCCGUUCUCUGCGGCACCGCGGGGAACAAGUUCCUCUUCGGCAGUGAAGGCAGGAAGGUAAAAGUGUCAUGGCCGAGCUCGGUGGCCAAGCUGCUCGGCUCAUGUCUAAUCACUCUGGCCGGCGAGGAAGGAAAGGUGAUGAGGAGGAUGCUGACGAGCGCUUUCAACCAAGAAGCACUCGCAAGGUUCGCCAAGAUCAUGGAUGAAGUCACUCGCAAUCACAUCAAAGCUAACUGGGAAGGCAAAGAAGAGGUGCUUGUGUACCCGACCAUCAAGCGCUACACCUUCGAGCUCACGUGCCAGCUCUUCCUGAGCAUCGGCGACCCACAAGAGAUCGCAGACCUCGCCCGCCCAUUCACUGCCUUCCUCGAAGGCAGCAUAAGCGUCCCCCUCGACCUGCCAGGGACAAGAUUCCACGGCGCAAAGAGGGCGGCGAGAUCCAUCAGGAGGAUGCUCCGGGAGAUCAUCCAGGAGAGGCGAGCAGCCAUGGAGAAGGAGGCGGCAUCCCCGGCGCAGGACCUGCUGUCGCACCUGAUGGUCGCCACGGACGAGAGUGGCCGGUUCUUGACCGAGACAGAGAUCAUCAACAACCUGCUGCUAUUUCUGGUCGCAGGCCAUGAGACUUCGACCUGCGCUGUGACGAUGGCGAUCAAGUUUCUAGGAGAGUUGCCUCACAUCUACGAGAAAGUCUUGGCUGAGCAGAGAGAGAUCGCCAUGCAGAAGAAAUCAGCGGGAGAGGGAUUGACGAGAGAAGAUGUACAGAAGAUGAGAGAUACAUGGAGUGUGGUUUUAGAAGUCAUGAGGCUGGCGCCACCUGCUCUUGGAGGUUUCAGAGUUGCCAUGGAGGAUCUCACCUUCUGUGGUUAUACCAUUCCCAAGGGAUGGAAGUUGAUGUGGAGUGUCCUCACGACGAACAACGAUCCCGCCAUAUUCCCGAGCCCGAAGCUAUUCGACAUGGCCAGAUUCACGGGGAGAACAUCGCCUGCCCCGUGCGCGUUUGUCCCGUUUGGCGGCGGCCCUCGGAUGUGUCUCGGCAAGGACUACGCUCAGAUCCAGAUCCUCAUCUUCCUUCACCACCUAGUGAACAACUUCAGAUGGACCAACGCGAUUCCCGAGGAGAAGGUCAAGUUUGACCCGUUGCCGAUCCCAUCACGGGGACUUCCAAUUCACAUCCGACCUCAUUAGAUCGACUGUGAUGUCGAUUCGCACCAGUGUGUUACAUAAAGCUAGGGUACUCUUGUAGCCGGCAUGUUAACAUAAAUAAGCUUAACCAGCCGUAAGUAGUAGGUGGACGUUUCAGUCACUGCCUUGAUGAGUUCAUCUUGUGAUUGCAUCUUUGUCUACGUGGUUUCAUUGAAACUGCAAGGUUAUGGAGUAAUGGUUAACUGGUUUGUGCAGAUUGAAAUGGCCAUUUUGAAAUGUAGACAGAUAACGAAUGGAGAAUGACUCGUCAUUGUAUACUAUCGUCAGUAUUUACGAGAGAGUUGUAA